GUAAGCACAGCGCAAAUGCAAAAGGUGUUGCCUGGUAUUAAUCAAAGCCUUGCUCUUCGUCGCAUUUCGCUAUUUUCUCCUCUGUUUUGCGCCCUAUCCUCCCUGUUCUGCUCGUGAGGGCAGUGGUUCAGUACGUGGCAAAGGUUUGAAAGGAGUGCGCGUUUGGACGUGCGCGCACUAAAUUGUACCUUUUUGUUGGUGUCAUCGUCAAGUCAGCCAGGUCCACCAGUCAGUCAGUCAGGUCGCGAUGAACUUUGUUGUCUCCCCCUGUCCUCUUCUCCAUCAUCACCUCUUCAUCCAUCUCAUCCUUCCUUUGUCUGCAUUCACCACCAACCCGAUCCCUUUUCCUUUGUUUCUUGUUUUCCACUGCAUUUAUUAUCCUUUCGCCCUCACCGUCUCUUUCCUUAUUGUUUCACCGUACUUUUUCUUUCUUUUUUCUGCAUUUCAUUCAACACAUUCAGUUUAUGACACAUGUCCGGCCUCAAGCAUGAGCUCGACCAAUGGAACGAGGGCGUGAUAGCAUUUGACCAGGGUCUGUACGAGGAUGCCCUAGAGAUCUUUGAGCCGAUUGCGGAAUCGGCCAAGAUACACUUCAACAUCGGUGUAGUCCUGGCGACUCUGGGCGACUUUGAGGGUGCAAGUGCAGCCUAUGAACAGGCCACCAAGCUGGACCACUACUUGGCCAUUGCAUACUUCCAGAACGGAGUCGCUAAUGUUGCCCUCGAAAACUAUGCCCGGGCCUUGACCUGCUUCCACGACGCCUACCUGUACCUACGCGGAAACAUGGUGAUCGACUACACACAGCUGGGGCUGGACUUUAAGCUGUACUCCUGUCAGGUCCUCUUCAACCGCGCGCUAUGUUACAUUGAACUCGGAGAGAUGGAUCUUGCCAUGACAGAUCUCUGGCGUGCAUCACGGGAGAAGCAGACAAAGGCGCAUGAUAUUCUGGACCAAGCACUCAGAGACAAGGGACGGGACUGCACAGUUUUUACGGUUCCCCAGGGCGUGCUUUAUCGACCUGCGGAAUCAAAGGUGAAGAAUUCAAAGAAGAAGGACUAUCUGGGCAAUUCUAAGGUCAUUGCGGCUGUGGAUGCGUCGGACCAGUUCGCGGGUUUCAAAGGCAUGUCCGCCUGGCAGGUCCAGAUGAGUGGACCGACGAAUGUCGCUGCGGUUGAGGAACCACGGUCGAUGACCCCACCCAACGGGCUCCAGCGACGCGCCACAGAGCGAUUGGGACCAGGAAUGAACAGGAGAGGCGCAGAUCCGGAACGACCCCCGCUGGAACACUCGGCUUCGUUUAGUGGUCAUGAACGUCGAGGAUCGAAUGGCUCAGCUGGUUCUGACCUUUCGCCUCGACCCUCGCUGCUCGCUCGACGAAAUACAGAGGCACAGAGACCAUCGCCCCUGAAUACGGAUGCUAAUGGCCGUGGAGGGAUUUCAUCAGCAACGGCUGGAGGAGGCAAAAGUGCUGGAACUGGGUCUGUGGGCGGAUCAGCAGGACGAAGUCGAUUCCAGGAUGAGUUGGAUGAGAUCGAGCAGCAUGUUUAUGCACUCAGUGUCGAAUCCGAUCGAAACAAUGGCGGCAGCAUGCGAUCUGCACAUGGAAGCCUUCGCCGCAAACCAUCGCAGAACUCCUCAAGAACUUCGCCACCCGGCUCAGUCCUGAAUGGAGGAGGCGGUCCACCUGUGCCACCGAUGCCAAACAUGUCGAAUUACAACAGCAAUACCAGUCCACCGCUCUCAGGAAGCAGCGGCCGAUCUAGUCCUGGGUUUUCUGACUUGAGGAGGGCUGCCAGUAACGGACGCGGAUUAAGGCGCGAUAAUAGUGUCCGGAGCAGCUCCACCAAUAGUCCCUACCGAUUACAGCCAAUGCAAUCGACCAACUCCAGUCCAUUGAUAUACAGCAAUAAUGCGGGUGCGCGGUCGGACGAUGGCGCCAAUAUGGAUGAGCCCGUUUAUGCUGGGCUCCGCGACAAGUUCCGCGUCAAGUGCCACUACAUCGAUACGAGGGCUGUUCUCGUCCGUCCAGACACCCCUCUUCAGGAACUGAUUCAGCGCGUGCAGGAGAAGUUCCAAUCGGACCGACCUCUUAAGCUGAAGUACAAAGACGAGGACCAUCAUAUGUUGUCGAUGAUUGAUGAUGAGGACUGGUUGAUGGCUCAACAGGUUCAUAUCGAUACGACCGGCGGUUUGGACCGGAUGGAACUCUGGUGCUUUGAUGAGGAGUGAGCAGACAGACAGACAGACAGACAGACAGACAGACAGACAGCAGUACGACAGAGAAUCGCACUCUUUCUCUCCUUCUUUCUUUCUUUUUUCGAGUACAAGGGUAGGAAUGAGGACGACGAUACGAAUAUGCGAACUAGACAGAAUAAGGAAAAAGGAGUCGAGAAGACCAUUUAACAGAUAACGACAUAUACCUUUUGAUACGGACACAAUAUAUUUCAUUAUGUGCACA
Molecule: messenger RNA, 2458 nt
Organism: Gamsiella multidivaricata
Lineage: Eukaryota; Fungi; Mortierellomycota; Mortierellomycetes; Mortierellales; Mortierellaceae
Exons: 8
Coding region: 472-2229 (585 amino acids)
Molecular function (GO): protein binding
Source: RefSeq, a predicted model, not a curated record